Molecule: messenger RNA, 1549 nt
Organism: Coffea eugenioides
Lineage: Eukaryota; Viridiplantae; Streptophyta; Magnoliopsida; Gentianales; Rubiaceae
Product: D-amino-acid transaminase, chloroplastic
Exons: 5
Coding region: 93-1301 (402 amino acids)
Biological process (GO): carboxylic acid metabolic process
Molecular function (GO): catalytic activity
Source: RefSeq, a predicted model, not a curated record
UCAAUCUACAUUAUAUUGAUGAUUGAAGAUUUUUCCUUGAACAAAAUUCUAGUGCUCUGAUAUUCUUUUCCACUGAUAAUCAGCUUUCUUGAAUGGCUUCUUUCUCAUCUCUGACCAGACCCAUCUCAGAAUCUUCACUAAUUGCUUUAAAGUUGGGCGAUCAAUCCUCAAAUUUACUCGGUUUUCCGAAACAUUUCGUAUUUUCAAGACAUGGGUUCUGCUCUUUUCCACCUGGGCUUGUUAAAAUUCAGCUAAAACCAUCUCUUGCUAUCAAGAAUUCGUAUCAGACCAAGUCUUCCACCAAGACAGAAUCUACUGUAUUAUCUGAAGUACCAAUUCUUUCUUGCUCAGAGGCAAUUGAGAGGUUAAGGACAAGCCGAGAAACUUAUAAAAGCAAAGAGCAGUAUUUAGCUAUGUACUCUAGUGUUUUUGGUGGAAUAACGACAGAUCCAUCUGCAAUGGUAAUCCCCAUGGAUGACCACAUGGUCCACAGAGGGCAUGGAGUUUUUGACACUGCUGCCAUUAUGGACGGAUAUCUUUAUGAAUUGGACCAACACCUUGACCGUUUCAUAAGGUCAGCUACCACGGCCAAGAUUAAGCUACCAUUUGACAGGGACAGCAUUAGAAGAAUACUCAUACAAACUGUAAGUGCUUCCAAGUGCAGAAAAAGCUCACUAAGAUACUGGCUUUCAGCAGGACCUGGUGAUUUUCAGUUAUCUUCAUCAGGCUGUCAUCAGUCUGCUCUUUAUGCUAUAGUUAUUCAAAAUCAGUCGCCUCCUGAUUAUAGUGGUAUUAGAGUAGUUACUUCAUCAAUUCCAAUUAAACCUCCUCAGUUUGCUGUCAUGAAGAGUGUGAAUUAUCUUCCUAAUGCGCUUUCAAAAAUGGAAGCUGAGGAAAAUGGUGCAUAUGCAGCAAUAUGGCUGGAUUUUGAUGGCUUUAUAGCUGAAGGUCCUAACAUGAAUGUGGCCUUUGUAACAAAACAAAAGGAACUCCUGAUGCCUGAAUUUGACAAAAUUCUCAGUGGCUGCACAGCUAGAAGGGCUCUGGUGCUUGCGGAGAGUCUUGUAAGGGAGGGAAUACUCCAGAACAUACGGGUAGAUAAAGUAACUGUGGAGGAAGGGAAGAAUGCAGUUGAAAUGAUGCUGAUAGGCAGUGGAGUUCUCAUCCGUUCUGUGGUGCAAUGGGAUGAACAGGUCAUUGGUAAUGGCAAAGAAGGUCCAGUAUCUCAGGCUCUACUGAAACUUAUUCUGGAGGACAUGAAAUCGGGGCCUGCUUCUGUACGAGUCCCUGUCCCUUACUAACCUGUUUGCAGUUUGCUAGGAGGAAGACACGCUCACAGUCAUGUUCUUGAAUAAACAUUUUGGAAGCUUUUAGAUUUACAUAUCACAAAAUCUUGUUUCAAGUUUCCUGUAGUUUAUAAUAUGGAGCUGUGUUCUAGCAUCAUUAUUGACUAAUGGGCCUAGGGCAUUGGUAAGAAUGAAAAUGGGUGUAAAAUUCCUUCAUUUGUAGAGAAUCCCAAUUGAUUAUUGAUCUGCACUGUUUCUGCUCA